Fraxinus pennsylvanica is the source of this 663-nucleotide messenger RNA. The record is from the annotation of a GenBank genome assembly. NCBI's taxonomy places the organism in Eukaryota, Viridiplantae, Streptophyta, Magnoliopsida, Lamiales, Oleaceae.
AUGUGGGAAUCAAUCUGCUUGACGAUUGCGGCUACGGCCGGCAACAACAUAGGCAAAGUCCUGCAGAAAAAAGGCACCGUCAUUCUCCCACCUCUUUCUUUCAAGCUCAAGGUUAUAAGAGCAUAUGCUUCCAAUAAAACAUGGAUUAUAGGCUUUCUGAUGGACAUUUUUGGAGCUGUCUUGAUGCUGCGAGCACUAUCUCAAGCUCCCGUAUCUGUCAUUCAACCUGUUUCUGGCUGUGGACUUGCCAUCCUUUCAGUUUUUUCCCAUUUUUAUUUGAAGGAGACCAUGAAUACUAUUGACUGGAUAGGAAUUUCUUUGGCUGGCAUCGGCACAAUAGGUGUUGGUGCUGGAGGGGAGGAGCAAAACUCUUCUAUCUCAAUUUUCCAUUUACCUUGGCUGGCGGUUAUUGUUGCAUUCUUGUUUGUACUGCUUAAUGGAUGGCUUCGUAUCUACAGACGCCGACGAAGAGAGCAGGACUUGGUUCAAUAUGAAGUUGUUGAGGAAAUAAUAUAUGGCUUGGAAUCUGGCAUUUUGUUUGGCUUCAACUCGGCUGGUGCGAGCCCUCCCAAAGCCAUGGCAACAUUUGUCAAGAAGUGUGACGGAGAGGAAUUUUGGCAUCAGGCAAUCGGUCUCGGCCCGCACAAGAGAUACGAAUCCUAG